This is a messenger RNA of Suncus etruscus (white-toothed pygmy shrew), 865 nucleotides long. RefSeq names its product phospholipid phosphatase related 1 (gene PLPPR1). The coding region runs from base 404 to 865 and encodes 153 amino acids. Lineage: Eukaryota; Metazoa; Chordata; Mammalia; Eulipotyphla; Soricidae. The transcript has 5 exons. The record is from RefSeq and is a predicted model, not a curated record.
UAAACCAACCGGGGAGGGAGAUCCUGCACCCUGGACCCUGGGCAAGCGGUGCAGCGAGGAGGAGGAGGAGGAGAAGGCGGCGGAUAGACGUGUGCGGGGAUGAUGGGCGGCGCGGGGAAGCGGUGAUCCCGCAAAACCCCCCUCCCCACUGGCGCGCGUGCACACACAGCAUUUACACUUGCACACACACAUCCACGUCCGCACACGCCUGCGCCGCACGCUCGCCGGGUCGUUCUCCCACGCAGGCGGAAUGCAGCAGCAGCAGCAGCAGAAGCAGCAGCAGCUCAGCGUUCCCGCGAGCCGGGGGGCCCACUAGGGCAGGGCGCACGGGUGGACGGACGCGCCAGCCCGGCCGGAGCCUGAACAGUUUUAGAUGGUACAGCCUUACUACACGGUGUAAGAAAUGGCUGUAGGAAACAAUACUCAGCGAAGUUAUUCCAUCAUCCCAUGUUUUAUAUUCGUUGAGCUUGUCAUCAUGGCCGGGACAGUGCUGCUUGCCUACUACUUCGAAUGCACUGACACUUUUCAGGUGCAUAUCCAAGGAUUCUUCUGUCAGGAUGGAGACUUGAUGAAGCCUUACCCAGGGACAGAGGAAGAAAGCUUCAUCACUCCUCUGGUGCUCUAUUGCGUGCUGGCUGCCACCCCAACUGCUAUUAUUUUUAUUGGUGAGAUAUCCAUGUAUUUCAUAAAAUCAACCAGAGAAUCUCUGAUUGCCCAGGAGAAAACAAUUUUGACUGGAGAAUGCUGUUAUCUGAACCCUUUGCUCCGAAGGAUAAUAAGAUUCAUAGAAUGUCCUGUAGUGACAGUUAGCAGAAGGCUUAUUGGAGAACCUCUGAUCAGCAAAAUACCAUUACUGUCUAAAUAG